Juglans microcarpa x Juglans regia is the source of this 1686-nucleotide messenger RNA. RefSeq names its product polyadenylate-binding protein RBP47-like. The record is from RefSeq and is a predicted model, not a curated record. Gene Ontology annotation, cellular component: cytosol. NCBI's taxonomy places the organism in Eukaryota, Viridiplantae, Streptophyta, Magnoliopsida, Fagales, Juglandaceae. Gene Ontology annotation, molecular function: mRNA binding.
AAACCCAAUACAAUUUCAUUUUCCUCUUCCUCUCUCUGCUCUUUGCUCUCUCUCGUACCAGGUCUCUCCCUCCGCCUCUCUCUCGUACACACACGCGUCCGGAACCCUAAGAGAGAGAAAAAGAGGGAGAGAGGAACUGUACCAGACCAGAGAGCAUGGCGCAGGCAACCAACGGCGGUGAUAUGACCACGCAGCAGCCGCAGCCGCAGCCGCAGCAGCAGCAUCAACAGCAGUGGAUGCAAUCGCAGCAGCAGCAAUGGAUGGCCAUGCAAUACCCGGCAGCGGCUAUGGCCCUGAUGCAGCAGCAGCAGCAGCAGAUGAUGAUGUAUAAUUACAUGCCCUACGCUCAUCCCCAUCAUCAACCUCAUCCUCAUCAUUAUCAGCAGCAACACCAGCCGCAAGCUCAAAUACAGCAUCAGAAGCAUCAGCAACAGCAACAGCAACAGCAGCAGCUGGGGUCCGCCGACGAGGUCAAGACGAUCUGGAUCGGUGACCUCCACCAUUGGAUGGACGAGUCUUACCUCCACAACUGCUUUGCUCACACUGGCGAGGUAUUCUCAGUAAAGGUUAUACGCAAUAAGCAGACUGGCCAAUCAGAGGGAUAUGGUUUUGUUGAGUUCUAUUCUCAUUCAACCGCUGAGAAAGUUUUGCAGAGCUAUAAUGGUGCUGUGAUGCCAAAUACAGAGCAGCCCUUCCGUCUAAAUUGGGCGACCUUUAGUGCGGGUGAUAAACGAUCAGAUGUUGGUUCUGAUCUGUCCAUAUUUGUGGGGGAUUUGGCAGCAGAUGUAACUGAUGCCAUGUUGCAGGAAACCUUUGAUAGUAGAUAUCCAUCUGUUAAAGGAGCAAAGGUGGUUAUUGAUUCAAAUACAGGUCGAUCAAAAGGUUAUGGAUUUGUUAGGUUUGGUGAUGAAAGUGAGAGGUCAAGGGCUAUUACUGAAAUGAAUGGCAUGUAUUGUUCAAGUAGGCCCAUGCGCUUAGGUGUUGACCCCAAGAAAUCAUCUGGAUACCAACAGCAGUAUUCUUCCCAAGCUUUGGUGCUGGCUGGUGGGCAUGCAUCAAAUGGUGCUGUCACCCAAGGUUCCCAAUCUGAUGGCGAGUCAAAUAACACUACUAUAUUUGUUGGAGGGCUUGACUCUGAUGUCAGUGAUGAAGAUCUUAGACAGCCAUUUUCCCAAUUUGGUGAGAUUGUCUCUGUGAAAAUUCCUGUUGGGAAAGGAUGUGGAUUUGUGCAAUUUGCUAACAGAAAGAAUGCCGAGGAUGCAAUAGAAAGUUUGAGUGGGACAGUCAUUGGCAAGCAAACAGUUCGUCUUUCUUGGGGCCGCAGUCCAGCAGGCAAGCAGUGGAGAGCAGAUUCUAGUAACCAGUGGAAUGGGAGUCAUAACAGAGGGCAAGGCUAUGGUGGGUAUGGAUAUGCUGUACCACAGAAUCAGGGUCUAAGCAUGUAUGCUACAGCCGCAGUUCACGGAGCUUCAUGAUGUGGGUAUAGCUACCAUUAUCAACAGCAGGGAUUCUGAAUUUACAGGAGUGGCUUUGUUAAUUUAGUUAUCAAAGACAUGAUUGAAGUAGGAUGGCUUUAGCUGCACUUUUGUGGCUGGAUUAAAUUUUGAUAUAUUGCUCUUGUUUUAAGAUUGUAUAAUACUUACUUAUUUGCAACUUUGGGUCUUAGUGGAAGGUCUUGAUGGAUGA